AUGAACCAGUUCUGUGGGGAGAAUUUUACUUCUUCUGGCUCCCAAGGCAACCUGUUACAACAACAAAUAAAAGGUUUUUAUACAAUGAGGAGAUAUCUGGGGAGUUGGUGGACAGCCAUUUUCUUUGCCUUACUCAUUAGUGAUCUCUCCUUGGUCAAGGCCAAAGGUACAAGACAGAGGAACAAGUCAAACAGAAAAAGCCUGCAAACCAAUCGGGCCAACCCAACCACAGUCCAGCCCCCAGAGAGACUCCAGGGGGCUUUCAUCAGGCAAGGAAGAAAGCUUGCCAUUGACUUUGGGGAGGAGGGCAAUAGCUACUAUGAGGCCCAUUACCAACUGUUCCCUGACGAAAUCCAUUAUGUUGGGUGCACUGAGUCCAAUGUCACGAAGGAUGUCUUCAUCAGCAACUGUGUGAAUGCCACCCACACAGCCAACAAGCUGGAACCUCUGGAAGAAAAAAACGCAAGUGAUAUUCACUCGAGGGUGAUGGAGCAAUUAAUAAUGGAAUUAUGUGCCCUCAAGCACUGUGAAUUUGGGACAGAGACAGGAUCUGGCCUUAAGCUGUCUUUAGACCAAUCCGUUAUGGUCUACCUGGUGAUUCUGGCUUGCUUUGUAGUGAAAUAAGCAAGCUCACAACCUGGCAAGGAAAGAUAAGCAAGCCAGCCACAGAGACCAAGUUAUCCCAGACCCUCUUCCUGCUUUCACAAACCUAUCCCUCCCGUAAAAAAACAAAAACCCAAAAAACUACCAAAUAGUAGUGAGUGUUGGCAUGUCAUAGGCAAUGUGCUUUAUGAUCUGACAAUAUUCAUUCCAUCCUUAACAUAUUCCAUCCUCUCCACUCUAAUGUCCUUCAGGAUGCCUUCCUACUAUGGAGGUGAUUCUGGGUCCUCAAAGGCUAGGCCAGCAGAGUCCAAGAUCUGUCAGGUUUUACCAAAAUAAAAAGAAUUCAAGAAUUGACUCAGUAAUAGGUUGUGUUCACAUCCAAGGACCAGCCAGGCUUAGUCUAAAGAGUCUCAUUGCCAGAAGGCUGGCCACCAGAAGAUAACUCCUUUUGGUCACAGAAACCUUUGAAGGCUGCCAGCAUGGUCUCGAGGUACUGCAGUCUACCUCAGAAGGAGAUUCAAUGAAACCAUAGGUCUAUUGUAAUAUCAAAUAUACACCUAACUCCAAAAUAAUGGCUUGGGAGCCCUUUUAGAGAGACUUUGCUCCAUCUGCCCUGGACCAAUCCCAUUUGCCACUGGAGAAGGAUGUUUGUGAGAAUGAUUGGGAAGAAACCACAGUGCUUUUAAAGAGACGCUAAUAAGUACUACAUUUAUUUACUCUGGAACAAGAUCACAGACAGUGCCAUAAUAUAAAAAUGUCAGUACCACAGGAGACUAGCCCACGGACUCUUAGUGGUUCACAAACCACAUAUUGAGAAAAUCCAAAGUAUCAAUUACACUUUAAAGUAAGUCUAUUAUAAAGAGCAUGUUAUUUGUCUGGUAUGAUUUGCCCACUGUUUGCAGUGUUCUUACCGGGGACAAACUGGAGAAGCACUUAAUGGUGGUGGCGGCUCACUCUUCUAGACCCCUCACUCUUUCUCAUAUUUCUAUAGCAUCUAGAGUGACAUCUGACUAAAAGGAUAUGAGGACAGGUAGCCACAGAAAAGACAAUCUCCAGUCUCCUGUAUGCCUGGCACACUGACAAAAGUGAUUAUGUUCACUAUUAACAGCCUAAUCACGUAGCUCGUCACCAGAAACAGAUGGUAUGGUCACUACAUUCUGCAUCCAUUGCUUCUCUCUAAUUCAAGGCUGCAGCUGACCGCUAAGUCUAAUGGCAAAAGAGCCUCUGUGCACCAACAGCCACUAGCAGACAGCAGCUAAGUUCUCUUGGCUCAUUCUGAUGCUCCAAUUUAAUGUUAUAUUUCUGACAAAGAAAUGAGCAUUCGUGGUCUGUGACUGGGAUUUCUAGUUCUGGAUGUCCCAGUCUAGUGCUCACCAUUGGGGAGAACUGGUCUUUGGAGAAGAAAUAAUAACUUUUAAAAAAAUUAUCUCUAAGGGGUUGUGACAGUAAAUAGCUUCAAGAACCCUUGUACAGUGUAUUUUCUGAACUUGCUGCCUACUCUCAUUCUAAAAACAGUAGCUUAGGAAACCAGACCUUAGAACAGGUUUAACUUGGACAUCAUGCAUUUUAUGGCAGAAGAAAGUUAUUUCUUCAGCUCUUGGCCAGUUGUUUACAAUGGUUUCUCCACAUGUUCUAUGUCCUUUACAUUCUAUGAAGAUUAGAUUCCAAUAAAGAUCUGAAGACUCUUUCCCAUA
Molecule: messenger RNA, 2297 nt
Organism: Vombatus ursinus (common wombat)
Lineage: Eukaryota; Metazoa; Chordata; Mammalia; Diprotodontia; Vombatidae
Gene: PRND
Product: prion like protein doppel
Exons: 2
Coding region: 1-624 (207 amino acids)
Biological process (GO): protein homooligomerization; intracellular copper ion homeostasis
Cellular component (GO): membrane
Molecular function (GO): copper ion binding
Source: RefSeq, a predicted model, not a curated record